Hippocampus zosterae (dwarf seahorse) is the source of this 2150-nucleotide messenger RNA. It is a transcript of the gene bhlhe40, whose product is annotated as basic helix-loop-helix family, member e40. The record is from RefSeq and is a predicted model, not a curated record. Gene Ontology annotation, biological process: circadian regulation of gene expression; anterior/posterior pattern specification; regulation of transcription by RNA polymerase II. Gene Ontology annotation, cellular component: nucleus. Bases 336 to 1436 code for a protein of 366 amino acids. Gene Ontology annotation, molecular function: RNA polymerase II cis-regulatory region sequence-specific DNA binding; protein dimerization activity; DNA-binding transcription factor activity, RNA polymerase II-specific. Lineage: Eukaryota; Metazoa; Chordata; Actinopteri; Syngnathiformes; Syngnathidae. The transcript is spliced from 5 exons.
GGGGGAGUCCUUGAAAGCACGUGAGACUCAUGUGAUGCUCGGUGUGUUUGGAGGCGAGGGACGUGGCCGGAGUCACAGUCACAGGACUGCCACCCGCCCCUUCGCUCCUCGCGCACACUCUGCACUCAGACCGACCGACCGACGACGACGACGACGACGACUUGAGUCCGUCAGGAACAGCGCACAGCAGCGGCGCCUCAUAGGAGGGGGGUGGGGUGUGGGACCGACGCGCGCGGUGCACGCCGCUCGCCCGAGAUACGGAAUAGCCGAAUCGUCUGGGGGCGGGGGGGUCGGAUCGCUUCUAUUUGUCGUAUGCUUGGAGACGUUUGAGCAACAUGGAGGCGACGAGGAGGGCGCAACCGCCGCCGUCGCUGGACAUCGCCGAGGUGACGGGGAUGGACUUCUCCCUGUACGCGUACAAGUCCAGGAGGGGCGCCAAACGAGGCGACGACGGCAGGGAGACCUACAAGUUGCCGCAUCGACUCAUCGAAAAGAAAAGACGAGACCGAAUCAACGAAUGUAUUGGCCAGCUCAAAGAUCUGCUGCCGGAGCACCUCAAGCUGACCACGCUGGGUCAUUUGGAGAAAGCGGUGGUGCUGGAACUGACUCUGAAGCACGUCAACGCCUUGAACGGCCUGCUCGAGCAGCAGCGGCGGAAGAUCGCGCAGCUCCAACGGGACUUGCAAACAAGCGACCGCGGCGGCGGCGACGACGACGACCCGGAGGUCGGCGAGCGGAUGUUCCGUUGGGGUUUCCACCUGUGCGCCGAAGAGGUCCUCCGCUGUCUGGCCCGCCGAGAGGGCGGUCGGGACCCGAUGCCGUCCGUGGUGGCGAGCCACCUCCGCCAGGUGGCUUCGGAGGCGCCGCCGCCGCGUCAAAGCCGCGCGCCCGGCCAGGGCCCGUCCAACAACUGCGUUCCCGUCAUUCGAAGGACUUGCCCCGGCGCCCCGGGCGAGCAGAGCGGCAGCGACACCGACACCGACAGCGGCUACGGGGGCGAGCCCGGCAAACGCCGCCCCGAAGCCCGCCGCUCGGAGGAGGCGGAGCUCGAGCGCCCGGCGGCCGACGACGGCGAGCCUCUGACCAAGAAGUCGCGGGCCGGCCCCUCUGAGGACCGAGGCCUCCCCGCUCCUGCGGCCGGAGGCCCCGGCGGCUACGCGGCUUUCUCCCCCGAGCGGCGGCCGCUACCCCUCCCCUUGUAUCUCCUCCCCCCUGCGGCGGCGGCGUACCUGCCCGUGCCGGAGAAGCGCUGGUAUCCCGGCGGCGUGCCGUUUGUCUACCCCGGCGCCGGCGCCUCUGCUGCCGACUUAGCCCCGGAGAGCCUCUCCCCACCUUCGCUGAUGUCCCAGGGGGCGGGGUCUCCACCGGUACGCCGCAGCGGCGUGGACGGAGCUUCACAACGGGGCUCCCCGGCAAACUCGGAAAGCAAAGACUAAAGCCACUUGGGCGCUUUCGCGGUCGAGGAGCGAAACCAGGCCAAACAUGUCCGCCGCCUUUUUUUAAUGGUCCGUGUGCGGCCUCCCGCGGGUCCUCGUGCGACUCCGAGACACUGUGAACCUGCGACGAGGAGUGCGCAAGAGACCCUCUUCGCCGCGCCCUGCGCUCAAUGUCACGAGUCAAUCCAGAAUGUACACACACACAGUCUACGAUGAAUGUAAGGAUGAAAGAAAAGCCCCCGGCGCGAUACAGUUGAUGCUGCUUGGACUCAUUGGAUCUGCUGUCGAUCCAAAAAUAGGAGAUCUCCCGAUCAUGUGUUUUGGGCUGUACAUGAUUAACGUUUGACCAAAUUCCUCUUUGCGUUGCCCACGCCAUAUCGCUCAUCCCGCGGCAGUCUCGCUAGCUAAACAAACGAGUGUUUGUCAAGAAUUCAGGGCGUUGUCCCGUUUGGGAGGUGUGUCACUCGAUCCGUUACGGCGAUGUGUCCUUGCAAACACGUGACGCGCGCGUGCGCAAUUCCAGAGCAAGCCGAGCCUGAUCUCUCGGAGUCAUUGAGUGCAGACAUACGGACAAGGUCUUUUCUGCUUUACUAGCAUCUUGCGUCCGUUGGCGGACAAAAAGUAAGAGGUAGCCUGGAUUUUUAGGUUGACAUUUUGCAACGUACUCUUGAUAUAUAGCCUACACAAAAGUCUGAAUAAACUGUUUUUGUGGUA